Porites lobata is the source of this 591-nucleotide messenger RNA. NCBI's taxonomy places the organism in Eukaryota, Metazoa, Cnidaria, Anthozoa, Scleractinia, Poritidae. The record is from the annotation of a GenBank genome assembly.
AUGAUUCGCCAUCCCUCGAGUGUGAUUAUUGCUGGACAGUCUGGCAGUGGAAAAAGUCAAUUGACAGAAAAUUUAUUGCGGGAAAAGACCCUCUUUCAGGUUCCUCCUAAAAAGAUUGUGUAUUGCUAUGAUCGAUGGCAACCGAGGUUCGAUCGCAUGAAGACCAAAGACAAGAUUCAGUUUUAUGAAGGCAUACCCGAUCCAACCCACCUCGACAAAUGGUUCAAACCCACCAAAGGGGGUUUGUUGGGGCUAGACGAUCUCAUGGCUGAGGGCAGUGACGAUAAACGCGUGUUGGAUUUGUUUACCAAAGACUCUCAUCAUCGCAACAUUACCGUGUUGUACCUCACACAGGAUUUAUUUCCCCCUGGCAAAUUUUCCAAGACCAUCAGUCGCAACGCUCAUUAUAUCGUUGCUUUCAAAAGUCCACGCGAUCAGACGGGCAUUCGCAAUUUACUGUUGCAAGCCUACCCUCAACGUUGGAGACACGUGUUGGAUCUAUUUAACAAAGUGACCUCUAGACCCUAUGGUUAUUUGUUCAUCGAUGUUCACCCGGCCUCGGACGAUCGAUACAGAUUGUGGAGUCAUCUC